This is a messenger RNA of Cyprinus carpio (common carp), 1693 nucleotides long. Its product is annotated as C-type lectin domain family 9 member A. The record is from RefSeq and is a predicted model, not a curated record. Lineage: Eukaryota; Metazoa; Chordata; Actinopteri; Cypriniformes; Cyprinidae.
CUUCAAACUUCCUCAAAACACAAAGCAAACAAGUUUAUGCCACAGGACAGGGAAGAACACAGUUUUGUAAGACAUCACUUCUUCUUUCAGUAAUAAUUUAACAUUUCAUAUCUUAUUGUUAUUAAGCUUCUCUAAAUGUAGAAUGUAGAAUUAACAGUGCUGACACUUCAGACACCUCCUUGUGUAUGAAUAUGAUAAAUGAGGCAGCAUGUUCCGUUUUCUGACCAAACCCAGACAGCAACCAGUGUCACCCCAGGUCCAGCCCACAUCUGGCCCGCAUGGAUUUCACGAUGUUGCUAUCAGAGAAAUCUGUUCUUACCAAAUUCUGAAUGCCACAUAUUUCUGUUCAAUCCGACUGACUGGAUUUAAUCACACUGCUGCUUUCUCUCUGUUUGUGGAUUGUGAAGGUGAGCAAGUAUGGAAGAGGAGUUGUGCUAUUCAACAGUCUGCUUUAAGCCAUUUGACAAUCAGAAAUCUACAGUGCCACAGUUAGAGGAGUCUGUAAUAUAUGCGGAGGUGAAAAUAAAACAAUCAACUACGCAGACACCUCCUGAGACCUCAGCUGCUGAGUGUUCAUUAAACAAAUCUGUUUUGCCAGCACAUGAUUCUCUGUCUGAAGCAAAAGAUGCCACCACCCCAAUCUUUUCAGCGUACAGACCAGCUACAGUUAUUCUGGGGCUGCUCUGCUUCUUCCUGCUUGCUGCAUUAACAGCUGUCAGCGUUUUCAACUACAUUCAUAAGUCAAAAUACAACAAUAUUCUGGCCCGGCACACUCAAGAGAAAGCCACCAAUCUGCAACUACUGGCAGACAUGGAAGUGCUGGAGCGAGAGAGAGCCAGGCUGAAGACACAGGGUGAACAGAUGAAUGGCACACUUAACUUCAUACUGAAAAAAAGCAGCUUUUUAGUGGAUAAGUACUGUCAGUCCACUGGAAAUGGGGUCCAGUGUACACCUUGUCUUCAAAAUUGGAUUCAGAAUGGUUCCAGCUGUUAUUAUUUCAAUAAAGACUGGCCCUGGAAAACGUGGACAGAGAGUCAGGAAUACUGCAAGGGAUAUGGAGCUCAGCUGGCCAUAAUAGACAGUGUGGAGGAACAGGAAUUCAUCAAUCAGCACACCGAAUCAUAUUAUGACAAAUAUCAUGGGUACUGGAUCGGACUCUCUGAAAAGAAAGAAGAAACUUGGGUCUGGACCACUGGUGCUGAACUUGAGGGAGGUUUCUGGGUCUAUGCCCCCUUGAAAGGAUACAUGGAAUGCGUUCUGUCAAUGCCCAGCAAAAACCCACUGCAAAGCUGGAUAUCAACAAGCUGUAACAUGAGGAAUAGAUGGAUCUGCGAAGUGGACGUUUUAACAUGGCCAACCUUCCUUCAAGCCCAACAAAACCAAAGUGGCCCCUCAACAUGAACAGAAGACCGAACAAAAGACAACCAUCUCAAGAAUAAUUUUAUUUUCAAAUUCAUUUGAAGUUUGAUUUGUUAGCAAUGUUUCAAGUUACAGCUCCAAGAGAGACACAUACUGUAGGAAAAUGACUUAACUUAGUGCACCAUUCUUCCUGUCUGUCAAACAACAUCCAACUUUACUGUGACUGAAUAAAUACUUCAGCCACAUAAAUCACUGCAAGCUGUUCACAGUUCAUCACAUUUUUGUACUUGUCAAUAUGCUAUUAAAUAUGCAUUACACAAAUGUAAAAAAAAAA